Messenger RNA from Sarcophilus harrisii (Tasmanian devil), 942 nucleotides. RefSeq names its product olfactory receptor 4K13-like. Lineage: Eukaryota; Metazoa; Chordata; Mammalia; Dasyuromorphia; Dasyuridae. Gene Ontology annotation, biological process: G protein-coupled receptor signaling pathway. Bases 1 to 942 code for a protein of 313 amino acids. The transcript has a single exon. The record is from RefSeq and is a predicted model, not a curated record. Gene Ontology annotation, cellular component: membrane. Gene Ontology annotation, molecular function: G protein-coupled receptor activity; olfactory receptor activity.
AUGGAUUUGAAGAAUCACUCUGUGAUAAAUGAAUUUAUUUUGUUAGGGCUCACCAGUUCUUGGGAACUCGAAAUUUUUUUCUUUGUGAUAUUCUUCCUGGCCUAUACAUCAAUUUUGGUUGGAAACAGUCUCAUUAUAUUGAUGGUUACCUUUGACUCCCGUUUGAAUUCCACUCCCAUGUACUUUCUUCUUGCCAAUCUUUCUUUUUUUGACAUGACUCUUUCCACUGUUACUGUCCCCAAGAUGAUCACAGACUUCUUCAGGGAGAGAAAAACCAUCUCCUUAUGGGGCUGCAUGGCACAGAUAUUUUUAGUUCACCUCUUAGGGGGCAGUGAGAUGGCUCUUCUCGUAGUCAUGGCUGUUGAUCGUUAUGUUGCAAUUUGUAAACCCCUCCACUAUACAACUAUCAUGAACUGGAGGAUCUUAUUAAGAAGUAUCUUGCUUUCAUGGGUUGUUGGCUUUGUGCACACCAUGAGCCAAAUGGCCUUUGCUGUAACCUUGCCUUUUUGUGGUCCUAAUGUGAUUGAUGAUGUUUUUUGUGACCUUCCUCUGGUGAUAAGCCUUGCUUGUACUGAUACCUAUAUCCUAGACCUUCUUGUCAUUGCUGACAGUGGGCUGCUCUCACUGUUCUCCUUUGUUCUUUUACUUAUAUCUUAUAUUGUUAUCUUGGUCAUUGUCCAACGUCGUUCCCCAAGUGGUCUUUCUAAGGCUCUGUCCACAUUAUCUGCUCACAUUAUAGUGGUGAUUCUCUUUUUUGGGCCAAGUAUUUUAAUCUAUGCUUGGCCAGUUAGUAGCUAUGCAUUGGACAAAUUUCUCUCAGUGUUUUUCUCUGUUAUCACUCCUCUAUUAAAUCCAGUUAUCUACAGUCUGAGGAAUCAAGAGAUGAAGGCUGCAAUGAUUAGACUGAGGAAUAGGCACUUCAGUUCUAGGCCUACCCUCUAG